This is a messenger RNA of Tachysurus vachellii, 3146 nucleotides long. RefSeq names its product histone deacetylase 7b (gene hdac7b). Gene Ontology annotation, cellular component: histone deacetylase complex. Bases 144 to 2282 code for a protein of 712 amino acids. The transcript is spliced from 21 exons. The record is from RefSeq and is a predicted model, not a curated record. NCBI's taxonomy places the organism in Eukaryota, Metazoa, Chordata, Actinopteri, Siluriformes, Bagridae. Gene Ontology annotation, biological process: chromatin organization. Gene Ontology annotation, molecular function: histone deacetylase activity.
ACUCGAAGCAGUACCGCACACUGUCCUUCCAGCCCGAGCACAGCAUGCAGCUCACACCGCUCGUCCUCGAGGUGUUUGGAGGACAGGUCACCUAGAGUUGUGACUGCGACAGAUUGAAGACUGUAAACUCAGCGACAGCUCUCAUGGCCAGUGAAGAAGUGAAGCAGAAGCUGCAAAGCUCCAUUUUAAGACGUCAGAGUUAUGAACAAGCCAAAACUCAACGAGAGACGGAGCAAACCUCUGAGCUGAACUUCCAGCAGGAGCAACCAAACACACCUCCAUCUCCACAACACAAAGCCUCUGAAUGUGAUCUGAGACACAAAACCAGGAACUGUUGCAGUUGGAAUAAUCCUGUGCACAACUCAUUCCACAGCAGCAGUAACUCCACAUGUCAGUUCUCUCCACACUUGGAUCAUUCUGAUCACAUGUCACAGCUGUGGGACUGCAGCGUCCAUCAGGUUCAGAUGGACAUGACCCCAAGGUUUAUCGGGCCGGUGGAGAUGUGGAUCCAGGCUCCUGUCAUUCCUCCACCUGAAAACAUGUUAAACAACUGGAUCUUACUGAAACAUGUGUAUGUGGCCACAGCUGUGUUCAGCAGCCCUCAACAGUCAUCACCCCAACUGUCGGUCCUCCCGGAAGUGUCUGUCAGCGUGAGGCAGCACAGACCAUUACAGAGUUGUCAGUCACAGCCUCUGAUUCUGAACGAACGGCCAAUUAGAAAUUUUCAGAACCACAGCUUAAAAAUACAGAAGAGAACCUCACACGCACAAAAAAUGAUUCCUCCAAGACUGUGUGUAACCCCUGGUGCCAACCAGCACCACCCACAGGUGGAGGAGAGGACGGUGGUGCAGGAGAAGGGGAGAGUUAUGUUUGUGGUUGGAGAAGACAGCAGCACAGGUUCCUCAGGGAAGUUCUAUGAAGAACAAAGAAGCAAUGAGUCGAGUUGCUUGUCAGACCACAAGCAGUGGCGGCGCAGACCUGCUCUCAGAAUACACAACACAUCACGUCGUUCCAGCUUCACCAAGCCUAACACUGCUGACACUGCUCCUGACCACACCCACAGAACAGGACUGGUGUAUGAUCCAAAGAUAAUGACACAACAGUGUAUGUGUGGUGAUGUCACAUGUGAUAUUAAGCACGCGCCGAGAAUUCCGCUGGUCUUUAACACACUGAUGGAAAAUGGAGUCAUUAAUCAGUGUAAGUGGAUCACAGGUUCGAAUGAAGCGUUCCAUACGGAGGUCCUAAAGAUAUCUUUCCAGAACAGUUGUGGGGCGAAUCCUCUGAGUCCGCAGCACAUUUCAGCAUUGAGGGUGGCAGCAGGAAGUGUAAUGAACCUCAUGAUGCUCAUCACACAGGGUCAGCUGAGGAAUGGCUUUGCAAUAGUACAAACAGAUGGACAUGAUGUCUCACACUCAUCACCACCCUGUACAUCAGUGUCUAACUUUAGUCCAGUAGCAAUAGCUGCAAAACUGCUCCAGGAAAAUCCUUAUAAAAAAAGGAUUCUGAUUCUUGACUGGGAUGUUCAUCACUGUAGUACAACUCAGGAAAUGUUCUACACAGACCCCAACAUUCUCCUCAUCUCUCUGCAUCGCUAUGGCAACAACAUGCCCAGUGCAGUUAGUGGAUGUCCUGAUGAAGUGGGCUUGGAUGAUGGAGUAGGUUUUAACAUCAAUGUGCAAUGGUCAUGUGACCUGGACUCACCUAUAGGAGACGCAGAGUAUUUGGCAGCCUUUAGGACGGUGAUCAGGCCCAUCGCACAGCAGUUCUGCCCUGAAUUCAUCUUAAUCUCCACAGAGUUUAACUCCGUCAAUGGACAUCCAAAGUCUCAGAGUGGACCGAGAGUAUCUGCUCAAUGUUUUGGGCUCCUCACUCAGAACCUGAUGGAUCUCUGUGGAGGUCGUGUCAUCGUGGUGUUAGAGCGAGGUCAUGAUGUCACACCUGUGUGUGAAGCUUCUACUGCGUGUGUUAGCGCUCUGUUAGAGAACAAGGUUGUGGCUCUGACGGAGGAUGUCCUAAUGAAGAAACCAUGUGCUGCAGCAGUUCAGUCUCUAUACAGAGUUCUAGAGAUCCACAGUCAGUACUGGUCGUCAGUGAGAGGUCUGAUACACACUGUUGGAGAUUCAUGGUUACAGACUGAGGGACAACAUUCAGUCCACACUGACACAGCCUCAGCCCUCGCCUUACUCAGUGUGACCCCCCCGAACUACACCAGCUCUGAGAGCUCCAGGUCGUGUUUUGGUGGAAACGAGCCGGUGGAGCACGAUGAGGAUGAGGAGCUAUGAGCUGAUCAGUGAAGAAAGCUGGAAUUUUGUUCUCUUUAUUUCAGGAAAAAAUAACUUUUAUGUCCUGUGGUGAGGAGACGAACGAGACGAGUUCAAUAACAUUGAGUUUUAUUGCUGAAUGAACUUUCAUUUUAAUGACUGAUUCCUUUACGAUUUAUUUUUACAUAUAUAUGAUUUUAUAUUUUAUUAACAAUAAGAUUUUUCACGGCAUUAGAAGAAACUCAGCUCUGUAAAAGAUGAAGAAAAAAAUGUCCCCUUUAUUGUUACUAUUUCAUUCAUUUAGUUUUUGAUUUUAAGGAUUUAAAGAACAUUAAGGAUUUUUUAAAAAUUAUUUUAUCUGAAAUAAUAUUCAAGUUAUGAGUCAAAAAUAUUCUGUCAUUAAAUAUUUACAAUUUAUUUGACUAUUUUUUUAUUUUAGGAUUUUCUCCAUAAUAUAAUAUAUAAAUCCACAUUCAGUAUCAUUUUAAUAUACUUAUACUUUACCUGAUUAAAUAUUCACAUUUAAUUUUAUUCAAACAAACGAUCCUCAAAUUUUAAUUCUUACAUUUUUGUUUCGACAUUUGUUAGAUGUGGGACAUGAAAUAUCAAACAUUUUAUACCCACAAUUUAAAAAAGCUUCAUAAAACUUAUUUAAAAAAAUUAUAGAAUGUAUUUGGUUGAUGUGUGAGUUUGGUUGAUGUGAUAAGAUUCAGUUUGAAUUGCAAUAAUUCAUUAAGUUGCUUAAAUUUGUAUAAAUCAUUAACUCCGCCCCCUAAACAUUAACAUAAAGACGUCUGAGUUGUUACAGAACUGCAGGUUAAAAAACGAUAACUUAAAAGCUUCCUGUUGAUUUGUAUAGAAUUGUUAUUAAAGUUUAGCUUGUAA